Molecule: messenger RNA, 414 nt
Organism: Helobdella robusta
Lineage: Eukaryota; Metazoa; Annelida; Clitellata; Rhynchobdellida; Glossiphoniidae
Exons: 2
Coding region: 1-414 (137 amino acids)
Source: RefSeq, a predicted model, not a curated record
AUGGAGAAAAACUUUCUAAAAUCUUACCACGAGGAGAUAUUAUCAUUUGUGUCCAAGCAUGAAUUGAGCAGAGUUAUUCAAGCAUUGAAAAUCGCAGACUGUGUCGCUCUGCAAAUUGACAAAUCUGUUGAUAAAUACAAUGCUGACAGUCUGUUUGUUACUUCCCGAUACAUGGACAACACUAAUUUUGAGAUGAAAGCUAGUUUUCUUGGCAAAUGCCACAGUGAGUUAAGAGGAGUAAUUGGGAUGGUCGAUGCUUUGCAGAAACGUUUCCAGUAUCUUAAAAUUGAAGAUGUCAUUAAAGCAAAGAUGGUGGGUCUCACGACAGAUGGGGAAAAUUCAAAUACUGGACGUCACGGAGGGUUGUGGUUAAAGAUGUCUGAGUAUUUAGGGCACAACAUGUUGACAUUUUAG